AUGGAAUUAUUAUCGAUUACUGUUCUUGCUUUGUUUCUUGCAUUGAUUUGCAAAUCAAUCCUAUCCUUUCUGAUUCGAUAUGUUCAACUUCGAAAAGAUUAUCAAGAGAUUUCAUUUCUUCCACUUUCAUCGAUUCCAUUCAUGGGAAAUCUCCGUCAAAUUGAUUCACGCUCCGAUGUUUUCUUUCAGUUACUUCUUCGAAUGUCAAAGGAAUGUCAGAGAAAAGACAAAGGAAUAUUUUGUCUUUGGUAUGCAUUAUGGCCCGUAACUUUCAUUUGUUCAGCCAAAGGAUUAGAAACUUUUAUCAAUAAUAGUAAACAACUUGUCAAAUCAUUUGAUUACAAACUAUUUGAAUCUUGGCUUCAAACUGGUUUGAUUACAAGUAACAAUGAUAAAUGGCGUAGUCGUCGUCGUCUCAUCACUCCGUCAUUUCAUAAUACUGAACUAUUACAAAGUUUUAUGCAUAUUUUCAAUGAACAAGCGAUUAUUCUUGUUCAACAUUUCGAUCAAUUUGCUCAACAAUCAGAUAAAACACAUAAUCUCUACCCGUAUAUAUCUGCAUGUACAUUAGAUAUUAUUGCUGAAACAGCAACAGGUAUUCAGUUGAAAGCACAAUUGGAAAAUGAGAACCAUGCAUUUGUUCAAGCAACGAUACGAAUAGGUGAAAUUAUCCAUAUUCGUUCACGAUCUCCAUGGCUAUGGCCUACGUUUAUCUUCGAUCGACUACCAAUCGGGCGUGAACAUAAUAAGCAAGUGCAAAUUUUACAUGAUUUUUCUCGAAAAUUUAUUGAAGAGCGUCUCGCGACAUUUAAUAUAGAUGAAACGAGUUCAAAGCGUCGUUUAGUAUUUCUCGACAGUCUUCUUACUCAACUACAUACAAAAACACUUUCAUUAAAUGAUAUUCAAGAAGAGGUUGACACGUUUAUGUUCGCUGGUCAUGAUACAACAGCAGCAGCAAUUAAUUAUUUUUGUUAUCUAAUGGGAUACUAUCCAGAUAUUCAAACUAAAGUCCAAGCUGAAUUAGACACAAUUUUUGCCGAUGAUCGAGAGAGACCAUGUACGAUGGAAGAUAUUCAACAAAUGACCUAUCUUGAUUGUGUGAUAAAAGAAUCGAUGAGAAUUCUUUCACCAGUUCCUGGAAUUGCUCGAGAAGUACAAGUAGAUUUUACCUAUCGUAAUCAAAUAGUACGAAAAGGCACAACUGUAUACAUUUAUAUAUAUGGUAUUCAUCAUGAUGAAGAUGUUUUUACUAAUCCAGAUAAAUUUGAUCCGGAACGAUUUGCUGAUACUUCACUGAUGAAAAACGAACAUUCACCUUUUGCUUUUAUUCCAUUUUCAGCUGGAUCACGAAAUUGUAUUGGUCAACGGUUUGCUGGCUUGGAAGAAAGGGUGGUGCUAUCAACAAUAUUUCGUCGAUUUUCUUUUCGUUCUACUCAAACUAUCGAUCAGCUACAUCUUUCUAUGGACGCAAUUCUACGACCUCAUGUUCCUAUUCAAAUAUUUAUUGAACGACGUUUGUAA
Molecule: messenger RNA, 1521 nt
Organism: Adineta ricciae
Lineage: Eukaryota; Metazoa; Rotifera; Eurotatoria; Adinetida; Adinetidae
Source: the annotation of a GenBank genome assembly